CUCUCUCUCUCUCUCCCAUUGUAUAUAUAUACCAUUCCAACCCUGUACUCUCUCUCCAUAUCAAAACCCCACAUGGAAACUCAAACCCUUCUCCUCCUCUUCGCCACUGCAACGUCAGCCUACCUCAUCUGGUUCUGGUACCUGACCCGAACCCUAACCGGUCCAAAGGUCUGGCCCAUACUCGGCAACCUCCCCGGUCUAUUCGCCAACCGCUCUAGCAUUCAUGACUGGAUCGCCUCCAACCUCAGAAAAACCGGCACCGCCCUCACCUACCAGACCACCACCCUCGCUUUCCCCUUCUUGGCUCGUAAAAUCGGCCUCGUGACUGUCACGUGCAACCCCAAGAACAUCGAGCACGUGCUUCGUACCCGCUUCGACAACUAUCCCAAAGGCCCUUCCUGGCAAGCCGCUUUCCACGACCUCCUCGGCCAUGGUAUCUUCAACAGCGACGGCGAGACGUGGGUCACCCAACGGAAGACAGCCGCCCUCGAGUUCACCACCCGGACUCUCCGCCAGGCCAUGGGCCGAUGGGUGCACCGCUCCAUUAAGCUCCGCCUCUGGCGCAUUCUAGCAAAAGCCGCUGACAGUAAUGCCGACGUCGACUUGCAAGACCUCCUCCUCCGCCUGACGUUUGAUAACAUCUGCGGCCUCACUUUUGGGAAAGACCCAGAGACUCUCUCUCCCGAACUGCCUGAAAACCCGUUCGCGUCUGCCUUCGACUCAGCUACUGAGUCAACUCUCCAACGCCUUCUCUAUCCCAGACUCUUCUGGAGGCCGAAGCAGACUCUCAAUCUCGGCUCCGAAGGAACCUUGAAGAAAAGUCUCGAGACCGUCAAUAGCUACAUGAUGGAUACUAUCACGGCAAGGAGGCUAUCUCCUUCUGACGACCUUCUCUCUCGCUUCUUGAAGAAACGAGACGCGAACGGAGAUUUCUACACCAGCUCCUUCCUCCGUCAGAUCGCACUCAACUUCCUCCUUGCCGGCCGCGAUACUUCAUCCGUCGCGAUGAGCUGGUUCUUCUACCUGGUUAUGAAAAACCCACGUGUGGAAUCGAAAAUCCUGGCCGAGAUAUCGACGGUCUUGAGAGAGACACGUGGUAACGAUCCAGCGAAGUGGGUCGAAGAGCCACUCGACUUCGAUGAGCUGGAAAGGCUCGUUUACUUAAAAGCUGCACUGGCCGAGACGUUACGUCUAUACCCGUCCGUGCCGGAGGAUUUUAAGUACGCCAUUUCGGACGAUACUCUCCCCGAUGGGACGUUCGUACCGGCCGGUUCGUCCGUUACGUACUCGAUAUACUCUGUUGGGAGGAUGGAAUCGAUAUGGGGAGAUGACUGCUUGGAGUUUCGGCCGGAACGGUGGAUAUCGGGUGACCGGUUCGAUAACGACAAGGACAGUUACAAGUUUGUAGCGUUCAACGCCGGGCCCAGAAUCUGUUUAGGCAAGGAUCUUGCAUAUCUCCAGAUGAAGUCCGUUACCUCGGCCGUACUUCUCAGGUACCGGCUGGAGCCGGUACCCGGUCACCUAGUGGAGCAGAAGAUGUCCUUGACACUGUUUAUGAAGAACGGGCUGCGUGUGUACGUCCAUCCCAGGAAUCUCGCUUCCGGUCUGGAAUAGCUUUUCGUUUUACCUCUGUCGCGACAUAUUUUCUAGCAUCUUUAUUUUAUCUUUUCUGUUCAGAUCAUGGACGGUAAAGCAUGGAUUCCAUUACAUAGACGGUUCAGAUCAUUGAAUCACUACGCAAUGGGAGGAGAUAUACGCUGGAUUCUUAGUCGCGACAGAGGUAGAAGUGGUUGUUUCGUGAUUAUAGCAAGCAAUUAGUUACAACUGCUGUAUGUACGUUUGUCGUUUUCCUCA
Magnolia sinica is the source of this 1854-nucleotide messenger RNA. Its product is annotated as cytochrome P450 86A1-like. The transcript has 2 exons. Gene Ontology annotation, molecular function: oxidoreductase activity, acting on paired donors, with incorporation or reduction of molecular oxygen; heme binding; iron ion binding. The coding region runs from base 73 to 1614 and encodes 513 amino acids. Lineage: Eukaryota; Viridiplantae; Streptophyta; Magnoliopsida; Magnoliales; Magnoliaceae. The record is from RefSeq and is a predicted model, not a curated record.